AUGACGACCGAACAAGGCUUCGCGAUCCGUCGCAACGGCUCCUGUCUCUCCGGCUUCGAGAUCGACUGCGGCCAGACUCUGGCUCCCUUUCACGGAUGCUGUCCCAUCGGGUUCGAAUGCCCCCCACAGUACAACGUCGCCUGCUGCCCACCCACGACCAAUUGCACGGAGGCGCUCCUGCCCGAGCCCAAAUGCUCAAACUCGACGUGGGACCUCUUCGACAACCGCGGCUACUUUUGCUGCGAGCAUGGCUUGCCUGGAUACGACAACCAGGGGACGGAUGGCUGCGCAUCACCGGGGUAUCAGUUCGAGGGAGGCGAGGCGAUUCUGUCUACGGUACAGGCUGGCCAAGUCUCUACUCCCUCGUCGAACACAUCCACCGCAUCGGUGACUUCGAGUACGGCCUCCUCAGCUACGGCAUCGGCUACGAAUGCAUCGCCGACAGAUAGCUCAUCGACACCUGUGGGCGCAAUCGCUGGUGGCGUGUUGGGUGGAAUAGCUGCGAUAGCGAUACUGGCCCUUCUGGCUUGGUACAUCCUGCGGCACAAACGGCAGAGGAAACCGCAGGCGAGCCCGUACGUUCCAGCAGAGACGCACGGAAUGGCCAUGAAGCACGAGUUGGACGAGAAUCAGGCGGUAAACGAAGCGGAUGGGGGAGCCGCAAAGUACGCGCAUGCUAGGGAGCUGCCAGCCCAUCAGCCUCCAGCCGAACUACCAACGCAUGGCGCUCGGCCUUGA
Molecule: messenger RNA, 738 nt
Organism: Trematosphaeria pertusa
Lineage: Eukaryota; Fungi; Ascomycota; Dothideomycetes; Pleosporales; Trematosphaeriaceae
Exons: 2
Coding region: 1-738 (245 amino acids)
Source: RefSeq, a predicted model, not a curated record